Messenger RNA from Biomphalaria glabrata, 2771 nucleotides. RefSeq names its product TNF receptor-associated factor 5-like. Bases 409 to 1800 code for a protein of 463 amino acids. Lineage: Eukaryota; Metazoa; Mollusca; Gastropoda; Planorbidae. The transcript has 13 exons. The record is from RefSeq and is a predicted model, not a curated record. Gene Ontology annotation, molecular function: protein binding.
AGGGGCGUUCCACCCCAGACCCACUCAACGUAUUAUUUCCGGCUGUGCGUGUGCGUGUGGUGGACCAACUACAUUUAUUGGAAGUGAUUAUGUCAAUUCUUACCGUGACUUGAAUGAAUUUUUAUUUUGACCAGGGAGAGAUAUGUGUAACAAGAGAAUAGCUAAAUGUGUAUUUGUGCUUUGAUGAAUCUGCCAAGUAGUGUUUCAUGUUUUUUUCAAGAUUCAGAGAAUAAAGUAUAAGAUCCUCCCACCAAGAACUGCUCUGUUCUUGUCCUGUUAUCACGUGGACUGAUUCAUACUUCAAGUUUCGUGAAGCGAAUUAUCUUAUAAAACUGUGAACAGAGAAAUAUAAAUGCUGAAUCUGCAGGUCUAGUCAAGCUAAGCGAGACUAUAGGAGUAAAGAGAGAAAUGACGUCAUCAGACGAGGAGGACAUUCGGUUGAGGCACGAAGAUGAGAUCCAGUUCUCUCCCAUGUCACCAAAUAUUCGAUCCUUUACUCAAUUCACCAAAGAUAAAGACAGUCAAAGUCUGACAGAGGUCAAGGUCUCACAUGGGCAAGACUUCAGUCAGACAGAAGUGAAAAGUUUUGCCAGUUAUGACGAGACUUCGACGAGGGCGUACUUUGAUGAGAAUGUUAGACCACCGUCCUAUAACACUUCUAUAAGCCAAACAGAGGUCAAGGUUGUUAUAGGCCGCAACAACUCUGUCAAUGUCACUACAGCAGAUGUUGGCACCGACACCACAGAUCUCCUUAGUGUCACCGACAAGACCCCGCUGCAAGACGCCAUCGAGAUUCUGAAGCUUCAGCAGGAGGAGAUUAAAAAGAUGCAGUCGAUCCACGAGCACUACUUAAACUUUAUCCUGGAAAGCCAGCCAAACUUACAAAAGGUCUUGGACUUACAUCAUAAAAAAGAUUCAACAGAAGGCCCACGGUCUCCACUUCCUCAGCCACCAUCUCCUAAAGCCAUGAAGGAGACGCCAAGAAUGAUUCACCUGGGAGGUCUGUUGGAAGAGAAAAUCUACAUUCAAUUUGAGCAGCUGUACGUGAAUGCAAAGAUCUUCAAACCAACUGCCAUCGGGGGCUCCAACGGUUUCUACGACGACAUCCUGAGAAGCGAGAUCUCUUCUCUCAAAGAAGCCAACAAGAAGCUCCGAGAAAAGGUAACAGAACUGGAGAAAAAGCUUCAGAACCAGGGUAGACAAAAUCUCCUUAUUCCAAUUUGUUCUGGAAUGAAGGCCAGCAAGUCUCUGACAAGACUAGACGACUGCAAUAUCAAUACUAGCGCCAUUGCAGGUAGACCCACGUCCCCUGUCCCUCCCCCUCUACUUAUACAAGACAUACGACCCAUCGAAAUGACCUUCAAAUGGACCAUCAAUGACUACAUGAAGAAACUUAGAGAGGAAAAACGGAACGGAAGCAAGGAGAGUUCUUGCCCCUUUUAUUUGUCCCACUGCGGGUACAAAGCUCAAUUGGAGGCGUACCUGAAUGGAAAUGGCACAGCGAAAAAUAAAUGCAUCUCCGUGUUUCUAAGGAUCGUCAAGGGAGAGUACGACAGACACUUGAAGUGGCCAGUUAACUUACAUGUAGUGGUCAUCCUGGUCAAUCAGUCAGAGAACAGAGCAGACUCUCUGAAAGCUGGCGGGAACAUGUUCCAGUACACGCAGCCUUACGGCAUGUCAGAGUCCGAGUGUGACAGCUGGGGCCUGGUGGAGUUUGUCAAACAUGACCUCAUCAAAACCAAACAUUACAUCCGAGACGACAGGAUAGUUCUUAAGUGCAGAGUGACCAUUUUGGCCUGACAGUGAUGGACAAGACACGUCCAGGGACUUACGCCGAAGACAUUUCAUCCAUUGUGCACAUGUACAAGCCAUCAUCUCCCAGUGCUUUCACGUGACUAGGCAUAUAUAAAUAAAUAAAUAAAUAAAUAAAUAUGUUUGUGUUGGUUAAAUUUAACCCGCUUUUUUAUAAAUGCAAUCUAUUCAAGUGAUGUUCAAACUAAGGUCCGCGGGUCAGAUUCGGUUCUAUCCAGCCACCUGCAAAAUCGAAUAGGAACGGAUCCUUUGGCAAAGUAAGUAAGAUACGUACUUCCGAUCUAUGGCGCAGAUUAUCUGUUUCUUUGAACUACGGUUAACGAUCAGGGUGUCACGUGGCCAGCACAACAACAAUGAACUGCUACUAAUGUCAGGUACCCAUUAGAAUUGGGGGAACUCAGGGGCGUCCUAAAAGAACCGAAUUAAAAAUUCAGUCUUCGCCGAGAUUCGAGCUUGGAACUUUCCGGUUCGGAAACCUGAGAUGAACUCCUAUUGAAAAAUCAGAGCAGGAAGGACUCAAUCCUCCCUUAGUGCUCUGGCAAGAAACUGGGCCGUUCGGCGUAAUGCCUGGUAGCUACCAUACAUGUCGAGUGAGCUCUCGGAGCUGGGGACACAAGAUAUGCGACACUGGUUCGGAAACCAAAUGAUUUACCUGUUGGCCACCUGGUUACUUAGUAUUGGAUGUUUGACUGUGAUUCAACACGCGUGUCCGAAAUGUCCGAAAUGUAUAUUGUGUCCUCGGGCUGAACAAAUGUUGGGAUCACUGAACUAUGCUAAAAAAUUGUCAUGUUGUUGCAGAUCAUAGAAGAAGGGAGCUGAAAUUUAAAAAAAAAAGUUGUGAUUAUGAUCCGAGAGUCGUUUUUGAUUUCAGUUUAAGUCUUUCUGGUCUGUGCUUUGAGAUGCUACGUGGAAUAUUUUUUAUGCAAAUUAAAAUUACCAAAUAAAACACCAAUAAUUUU